Messenger RNA from Closterium sp. Yama58-4, 1125 nucleotides. NCBI's taxonomy places the organism in Eukaryota, Viridiplantae, Streptophyta, Zygnematophyceae, Desmidiales, Closteriaceae. The record is from the annotation of a GenBank genome assembly.
AUGGCGCGUUCUCCUCUAGCGUCCUCGCUUGUGGCAGCACUGCUUGUAACCGCGCUGUUCGCAUCAUGCUCACAGUCUAGACUUGUAUCCAACGGACUGCUCGGGAAUCGCAUCCCGAACCGACCAGCACAAGUCACCAUCACCAUCACUAGUACCGUGUCCGACCUAAAAUCCACGCUGCAAGCGCAAGUCAAUUUAUUAGAAGGGGCGCUGACGCAAUCGCUCAACAAGCUUGCAACCGCGUUGAACGACAACGCAUCCGCGGCGACAUUGGCGCUUCAAGCGCAGAUUUUCGCCCUCCAGAGCAGCAUCGACUCUCUAAACGCCCGCAUUGCCAACCUCGACCUUAUUUUAUACCUUAGAAUCACCCGACCCGGCGGCGUUGCUCCCCAAGCGACUCCUGUCGCACUCCAGUCACGCAUCUCGUCCCUAAAAGGCAGCAUCCCCGCUAUUAACAAACGAGCUACAUCGCUCAACACGGACUUGGCGGGCAUCCUCCCCAACCUCCGAGCGUUGCUGAGUCAACGAGUGGCAGCGCUCACUCAGAGGGUUGGUGCACUGAAUCUGGACGUGUCGGCGCUCGCUGCGCAGGUGGACGCGCUGAUCGCCCCGCUGAGUGACGCCCUUGGCGUGGCGGACCUCGUGGCUCUGCUGCCGCACCCAGCAGACAUGCUGCGUGGCGUGCACCAUUCUUGCACCCUCCUUUCUCACUCAAUCCUAUCCCUCAUUCUUUUCUACUGCUGCUCACCCCGUCACUGCAGGCAUGCUGCGUGGCGUGCUGACCUCGUGCGAGGUCCUUCUCCCGGUGGGAGCAGCCAACAUUCAGAUCACCAACAUGGGCUCGGCGUAUGCGGUGGCAUGGCGGAGGCACCGCAGGCGGCGGCCAUCUACAGCGGCAACAGCACGUGCGGGCAGGCAGCCCCACCCGUGGCGCUGCAGCUGCCCGGCACGUGGCAGCUGCUGAGCUCCGUGUCGUGGUCGCUGGCCAAUGUGCUCACUGUCGCGCCGGCGGACCUGGCGGAUGUGCUCAGCGCCAUCCAGCCGAGCGCCAGUGGGCAGCUCUACAUUGGCUUCACGGGCAGCAGCAGCAGCUUGUCGGGAAAGCUGGUUGGUGGCAGGCUUUGA